GGGAAAAGCUUGCCCCGGAUCAAAGGCUAGUGUGGCGCUGUUGCGGUAGUAGGAUGUACUGAGUAGCUGUUGACGCUUCUUGUGUCGUCGGGAUAUCGCUGAUUUCUGGAUUAUAAAUAAAACUGAUGGGUUUCAAUCCCAACUCAAUGCAGAGAAAUGGGUAAACUUCACUCGAAACAUGCUGCUAUUUGUAAACCAAGGGAGAGUCCAGAGGGCGACAGUUUUGUAGUUAAUGCCUGUUUGGCAAGGAAAGGAAUCGACGAUUGGCUCGUGAAACAGAAAUACUAUUGCACGGGCUCGCGGCUUGAGCAACAGGACUGUCAACACAAAAAUAAGUGUGGGCUGUCUACUCGGGAGGUGUUAGACGAGACGUGUGCAGAGGGGAUCAGUGAUGAACAUUACCGUUUAGAAGUGGCUUUGCCCCCAGAGAAGACGGUGGACAGUUGCUGUGUGGAGGAGAAGAUCCAGGGGAAAGAGAGCCAGGUGCCUGCAGGGACACAGAAACAACUCCAGUUUGAGGAGCUGGAGUGUGCGGUCUCAGUAGAGGAAGACAGUAGACAGGAGUGGACGUUCACUCUGUAUGACUUUGACAACAAUGGGAAGGUCACCAGAGAGGACAUCACAAGCCUGCUUCACACCAUCUAUGAGGUGGUGGACGCGUCGGUCAACCACUCCCCCAGCAGCAGCAAGACACUCCGGGUGAAGCUCUCCGUGGCCCCUGACUCCAGCCAGCGCUGGAGGAGCUGUGCUCAGGGCACUGCAGACAUGCCCCACCCCAGAACCAAGACUGACAAGUGCAUUGAAGACUCUAAGAGUGCAGAGAAGAAGUAUCGAGCCCUCCUCAGGCGCCAUCACAGCGACCAUCACACUGUCCAGCAGCAGGGACCAACCCAGGUUCAGAGGGAAGGAUGCCAGCGCCACUGUGUGGAUGAGAACCUGGAGCGCAGGAACCACUAUCUAGACCUGGCAGGCAUCGAGAACUACACAUCCCGCUUCGGAGCAGCACCCAACACUGAGCCUGUGAAAGCAGAACCACAAACUCGACCGCCGAACCAGAUCAGGUCUCGCUCUCAUGAACCAGAGAAUGGCCACUCCUACUCCCACCACCGGCGCUCGCAGGUGGCCACGGACAGCAGUGCCGUCCCGGGCCCAGACACCUCGUGUCCCCCACGACUAAGCAAAGACUUGGGUAAACACGCCCUGCGCUCCCCUAAGUCACACAGCCGCACCCCCCCCACACAAACUGCCAUGGGCAGAGUGAUGAGGAGUAGGGGGGCUCCACCCCCCCCGGCCCUGCCCAGCCAGACCCCACCUCACCAGUCCUCCGCCCCCUACCGCAGGCACAAGCAGAGGGCCAGGGAAGGCCAGCAGCAGUACCGGGCCCUGGGGGCUACAGUGGGGCCGGUGGUGGAGAAGGAGCAGGUGAGGGACCUGCCUGGUGUGUUGCUCUAUGAAGGAGGGCUGGCCCAAAUGGUUCAGAGGCACGAGCACCAUCAUCAUCAUGAGCACCACCACCACUACCACCACUUCUACCAGUCCUGAGAGGCAGUCUGCUAUCCCCUGCCCUGCUGCCCCCAACCACAGAACACCUUCUCCCCGACUCAGCAUGGCCAGUAGACUCUGAAGACAGGCCCCUCCCUCACAGCACGGACAGUAGACUCUGAAUACAGGCCCCUCCCUCACAGCACGAACAGUAGACUCUGAUGACUGGCCCCUCCCUCACAGCACGGACAGUAGACUCUGAAUACAGGCCCCUCCCUCACAGCACGGACAGUAGACUCUGAUGACAGGCCCUUCCCUCGCAAGCAUGGCCAGUACACUCUGAAGUCAGGCCCCUCCCUCGCAGCAUGGCCAGUAGACUCUGAUGACAGGCCCCUCCCUCACAGCAUGGCCAGUAGACUCUGAAGACAGGCCCCCCCCUCACAACACGGACAAUUGACUCUCAAGACAGGCCCCUCCCCCACAGCAUGGCCAGUAGACUCUGAAGACAGGGCCCUCCCUCAUAGCAACAGCACAGCUAGCGCUGUGUCAUUGUUAAGGAGAGCUGACCCUGUGGUUUGAGAGGACAUCAGGAGGGUUAAGUUGUCCAGACAGAGGGAGGUCUGGGGCAUAUUAUUAUGGGGUUGUUCAGGCAUGAGUCCUUCUGAAGCAACAGAAAGUGUCUAGGUCUUCUGGUGUGGUAGUAACCAUGAACCAGGAGCCGAACAGAACGCCUCAGAGGAACAGAAGAAGAAACUACAUAUAUAUAUAUUUUAGGGCUGUAAUACAUCAGAGCACUCUCAUAGCUCUCUCGCUCUGUUUUUUUUACUCUGAUGGACUAAGUUACUUUAUAAUGUCAUACUGGCACCACCAGCAUGGUGCUCUAUUGGAAUGGGCUCUUUAGUGGGAGAGGAAAUAAGGAGAGGGGCCGGUUUGGAAGGAAAGACUGUGAUUUACUGUAUAAAGAAAAUUAUGUAUGAAGGAAAAUAGUUAUAAAAUACAGAUGCCCAGUGUCCAGUGUGUUUGUUUGGGAGAACGAGCAUGUGUGUAUUUUGUGCUUGUGUCCAUAUGAGAGAGAAUGUGUACAUACUGUAUGUGUGAGAGGAUAUUUUAAUGUGUAUGUACGGUGUGUGAGAAUGUGUUCCCUGUCUGCUGUGACACCCCUGUUGCCACUGAAGACCACUUGAAAAGCACUUGUUGGUGCUGUUGCAUUGGAGACACUUUGGGCUGUCAGAACAGAGGACAGACAGGCAUCAGAUAAAAAAAAGACUAAAUCACCCAGCUCCUGAUUCUCACAUGCAAUACAGGACACUCCCUGAGAGAGAAAAAACGAAAGGAUUUUAAAAAAAACUUUUUGAGUGAAAAUAGAAAAAGCUAAUCAGCUGCUACCUCUAGUAUUACUUUUAUUAGAAUUGUUGGUAUUAAGAUGAUUAUUAUCAUUCAGAUGUUUUCUUCUCUUUUUUAAUAACGCAAUUUGCAGUCACGUAGUGUUGAAACUCUGCAACAUAUGUUACCUACACAUUGUAUGUACAUGUUUAACACUAUAGGUAUGCUGUUCUUCUGUUUUUAUCAACAUUACAAGCUUUAUUAUUUUAAUAGUGUGAUAGUGUCAACAAUCUCAAGCUUCAUUUUUUCCUAUACUCUCCUAAGGUAGAACUCCGACUCUAAAACCACACGCAAUUAUUUUGUGUUUAACUUCUGAACACUGUGACAUUGUUCUGAUUUUCUCCAGUUCACAGGGAGACUCUGGACUACUGUAUGUGCAUUGGAACUGGAAAUACAUAAUGUUUGCCAAUCCACAGCAGCCCUACAGUAUACUCAUCCAGGCCAAGUUGUAGGGAGGGAGGCACAUGACCUUCUUGUGUCUCCCCGUGGCAUUCCCCUAUCCCCAGCUGUCAGCAUCCCUUUCACCAGGCCGCUAUCAAGCCAUGUGUCCCCAGUGCUCAGCCAACAAGGCUUUGUUUAUGACGCUGGCUGGGCGGGCCGGGCUGGGGUGGAGGCUUUCAGCUGUCCGUCCCAUUCCUCUGGUGCUAGGUGUCACCAGGCCCAGACCAUAAUUCACCCUGCUGAAGGCCUGCUGUCAGGGACAGGCAACUCCAACCACACAGGACUUUUGAAAUCCCAUCCCAUCAUGGGUGAACCAUCAGAGUACCACCACCAAGGUUCAGGACAGGUUACUACGGUUUGCAUCUAGGUUUCACAAGCACCUGACUGAGUAUCAUCUGGUCAGGGAAAAUGGGAAACACUGUAGUCAGUCACCAUUAGACCUAGCUACUGGCUUAAUGUUGUGAGCAGGUUUGAGGAGUGUGUGGACCUCAAUGCCGGUGUUACACUCAUGUUUAAGGUAUAGACUUGGCUACAGGUCUUCUUAAGUGCACAUUUUGGGUCAGUUGCAGGAAUCCUAUGCAUUCCAGUCCUGUCCUGGGCUCCAGCGUUGCCAUGCCCUGCACAGCUGCAGACUGUCCAUUAGCAGAGGCAACAGUCAGGCUGGCCUCCCCACGGGACACUGUAACCCUCCUCUCCCACCCUCAGGGGAAACACAGCUGCACCCCAUUCCAAGCCCUCUGAGAUGCCUACCGCCCUGGAGCCUCUGCCUUGCAUUGGCAUCUGUCUGUCUGGCCUGCCAGUAGCCUGUCUGCAUAGCCCAUAACAACACUAUAACUCUUGUUGUUGCAUUCCUGUUACACGACAUGCAACACUGGGGCUAAACAGCAGAGGUGUUGAUUCUAGCACCUGCCCCUAGGGUACUUAUACUGGAAAUGGCUGCAUUGGGGACUCUGUCGAGGCAGACGGGCCACACUUCCUUCAUGGUGGUCCUCACUAUGCGUGGAUUGGGGUGUAAACGUGUGUGCAUGUCUGUGGGAAUUUCAGCGAAGGUGUCUGGAUAACUUUGGUUUGCUUCACGAAAGAAUGUCACGUGCAAACUGUUGAAAACAGAAACGCCCCACACCAAAGGGAAACAUUUUCUUAUUUUUUAAACCCCCUCAUAAUAUAUGUGCAAGCCAGUUUGGUUGGGAAGCUUCAGGCAGCCUUUAGUCUGAUCUAGGCAGGGUGGGCAGCUGAGUGACACAAGACAUGGCCAGUAGUGAGGGAUCUGCUUGUGUUCUCAUUCUCAGUUAAAAAGUUAAAUGUCUUAUCUCUUCACCAUCUUUGCUCGGCAGCACAUAGGCUAUUGUAGUGUAUAUUGAGUGGUGCCCUAUCUUUCUAUAGUAAGGUAUUAGUCAGGCUAUGCCAGUCACCUGAACACAUAUCUAUAGUGUUUCUGAUAUGGAACCCUAUUCCCCAAUGCACAACUAGGGCCAUGGCCUACAUAAGUAGGAUACUUUAUGGAUUAGGACACCUCUUUAAGGGGCCACUCUAGCUUUGCCCCUGACAGCGUUGGCAUAUACAGUUCUACACCCAUUCUCCAGAAGGAAUCUUCCUCAUCUGUAAAAGUAUUCAGUUUCAGUAUUCACAGCCAAUACACCUAUUUCUCUAUGUAUUCCACCACUAAUUUCUUUUGUAGGAUUUAUGUAUCUACUUUUUUAACUGAUGUAAAUAGUAUAUGGACUGCAGAAAGGUUAUAUCUUUGUCGUAGAAGGAAUAAACUUAUUUAUAAUAUUGAAUGACUGAGGGAAUAUACAGUAUGCCUGCCAAGCUAUCACACUUGCCUACUAUUUUGUCACUUAUCCACAACAUCAGCUGAGCCAAUCAGUGGUAAUUGGGAAGGACAGUUGUCUCUUUUUACCGCUUUUCUUUCACUUCUUGUUGCUUGUAAAUUAAACAUGUCUAGCACUAGCUGUUCAGUUCCUCCAGACGUGCAUAUGCUCUCUUCUUCCCUAAUGUAUUUUUAUAAGACUUUGUUUAGUUUAUAUAGAUGUUUUUUUUAUUUUUUAUUAAUUGCUUAUUUAUUUGAUAGCAGAACUGUGCCAAGGAAAAUUCCCAUUCAUUAAAGUAUGAACCUGUUCCCCAAAAUAUGUUUGCUGACUUCACUUCACAUAGAUCUGUUCUGUGGUGCUGCUGUGGGUAUUUGUGUUGAAACUUUUGAUGUCUAUGUAUGUUUGUGUAUGUGUGUGCCUGUGUGCCUGUGUGUGUGUGUUUGUGUGUGUGUGUGUGUGUGUGUGUGGGUGUAUGUGGGUCUGCAUUUUACUAUGCAUGUGAAAUAUAAGAAUGUGCCCAAAUAAUCUAUUUUUCUGCAUUUUAAGUGUAUUUUUUAAUGUAUUAAAUUUGUAAAUACAUUUGGAAAUAAAUAAAUUAACUAUAC
Esox lucius (northern pike) is the source of this 5722-nucleotide messenger RNA. It is a transcript of the gene nkd1, whose product is annotated as NKD inhibitor of WNT signaling pathway 1. Gene Ontology annotation, molecular function: calcium ion binding. Gene Ontology annotation, biological process: negative regulation of Wnt signaling pathway. The transcript is spliced from 10 exons. The record is from RefSeq and is a predicted model, not a curated record. Lineage: Eukaryota; Metazoa; Chordata; Actinopteri; Esociformes; Esocidae. The coding region runs from base 157 to 1542 and encodes 461 amino acids. Gene Ontology annotation, cellular component: cytoplasm.